AUGUCUACAGCUCAGUCUUUCCAGUCUGGCCACACCGGUCCUGGCCAAUCCGCCGGUCUCUCACUGAAUUUAUCUUCCAACAACCCCUUCCGCAAUCGCGCUCCGUCUCCUGCCAGCGCCGACCUUCUCCUCCUUUCAUCCAACAAACCGGCCUCUCCCUUUGAUGACCCUCCACCAAGACCACUAUCGCGAAAUCCUUUUCUUGACCAGCCAUUCUUCGAACAACCACUGCAGCCUCUGAGGUCACCUGGCGUCAUGUCAUCGCACUCUGACUCCAAGUCUCUAUCUGCCGAAGAGAUUUUCGAUUCAUUGACACUCGACGACACCCCCGCCAACGAUCGAUCUAAGCAGCAAGGUCAGCGCCGACCGAUGAAUCGCCCACCUGCCCCCCAGACCCAGAGCGGUAACCACCGCCCAACGCGCUCGCAGGAGGAGGCCCUCCGUGCUCGAAGGAUGCAGGGCCCUGGUCCCCGGCCGCAGCCCAACUCGCCGCAGCGAAGACCACCCCCGCGACGAGUGCGACGAAACUCUGAGUCCUCCCUGAUGGAUUUUGAUGCACGCCCACUCACAGACGAGGAGAAGAGAAUGAUUGAGGCUGCCAGACGUCGCGAGGCUGAACGACAACGUCGCGGUGACGGCAAAGAACGGGGCGAUAAGGGCGACCGUGACCGUGACCGUGAUCGUGACCGCGAGCGUGAUCGUGGUGAUAGAAGCAAGCCUAGCCGCCCCAGUCGUCGGAUGGACAUUAUUGAUCAGCUUGAUGCCACAAGCAUCUACGGUACUGGACUCUUUCAUCAUGAUGGGCCUUUUGACGCUCUCAACCCUCACCGUAACCGCCAGAACGCCAGACGGGCACCAAUGCAAGCGUUCCCCGAAGGCUCGCUCAACAACUCUCUUGGCGGCGCGGGACCGCUCAACGCCCAGGCCGAUCACUCGACUUUUAUGGGGAAUGCCACAGACGAGGCUUUCCGGGACUUUGCUGCCGGGAGCAAAGGUAUGCGUUAUGGAAGCUCAUCCCGCAAGGAGACGCCCAUUUUCGACGCCACCGGUCGGGAAGAGAUUCACGGCGACGAGUCCCACGGUCUAGGAACAUCGACUUUCUUGGAGGGUACCCCUGCGACGCGAACUGCUAUUCAGCGACACCAGGCAGAGCAGGCACAAGAGUCGUUUGAGGGAGGACUUCAACGAAAAAAGUCGCUUGCGCAACGCAUCCGCCACAUCAACAAGGGCCCACGGGACUAUAACCAAACCCGGCUCAACGGCGAAUACAACAGGAUCACUCCUGAUAACUACCCUUCAGCAGCAAGCAAUGGCUCAGACAACAACCCAUUCUUUGCAGAGUUUGGCAAGGGAGAGGAAGCCUUUACAGUGCGACCCCGAGAUGGUGGCAUGUCGCCCAACAGCCCUCCUGCGCCUCGCCGUCCAUCUGCCGGCGCAGUAUUGGAGCGACGAGCGACAGCAGAUGGUGCGACGACACUUGAUGAAGGUGCUGCCAAGCCUUCAGGCUUCAUGGGCCGGAUGAAGAGCUUGAAGGGCCGAAGACCUCGGCCGGAAAUUCCUGCCAACGGCACUGCGCCCGGGACGGCCGUUUAG
This is a messenger RNA of Fusarium falciforme, 1593 nucleotides long. RefSeq lists its product as hypothetical. The coding region runs from base 1 to 1593 and encodes 530 amino acids. NCBI's taxonomy places the organism in Eukaryota, Fungi, Ascomycota, Sordariomycetes, Hypocreales, Nectriaceae. The record is from RefSeq and is a predicted model, not a curated record. Gene Ontology annotation, cellular component: cytoplasm. The transcript is spliced from 4 exons.